Molecule: messenger RNA, 1616 nt
Organism: Alligator mississippiensis (American alligator)
Lineage: Eukaryota; Metazoa; Chordata; Crocodylia; Alligatoridae
Gene: RUVBL2
Product: RuvB like AAA ATPase 2
Exons: 15
Coding region: 133-1518 (461 amino acids)
Biological process (GO): regulation of transcription by RNA polymerase II; box C/D snoRNP assembly; chromatin remodeling
Cellular component (GO): R2TP complex; Swr1 complex; NuA4 histone acetyltransferase complex
Molecular function (GO): ATP hydrolysis activity; ATP binding; DNA helicase activity
Source: RefSeq, a predicted model, not a curated record
GUGCGAGGGGAGCCCGGAGGACCGCGAACCAUAGAGCAGCACCUAGAGCGGCUGCCCCAGUCCUCCGCGGCAUGCUGCCUCGACUUCCGGUUUGUCACUUUCGGGCCGUGCUGGGCGGUUGGUGUGCGCAUCAUGACAACCACGACCACGAAGGUGCCCGAGGUGCGCGACGUGACGCGGAUCGAGCGCAUCGGCGCCCACUCUCACAUCCGCGGGCUGGGCCUGGAUGAUGCCUUGGAGCCUAGACAGGUCUCGCAGGGCAUGGUGGGGCAGCUAGCCGCCCGCCGUGCCGCCGGUGUCAUCUUGGAAAUGAUCAAGGAGGGGAAGAUUGCAGGCCGGGCUGUGCUCAUCGCUGGCCAGCCAGGCACGGGCAAGACUGCCAUCGCCAUGGGCAUGGCUCAGGCCCUGGGGCUGGACACCCCCUUCACAGCCAUCGCUGGCAGUGAGAUCUUUUCCCUGGAGAUGAGCAAGACAGAGGCACUGACUCAGGCCUUCCGGCGCUCCAUUGGAGUGCGCAUCAAGGAGGAGACCGAGAUCAUUGAGGGGGAAGUAGUGGAGAUCCAGAUCGACCGCCCAGCUACUGGCACUGGUGCCAAGGUGGGGAAGCUGACACUGAAGACAACAGAGAUGGAGACCAUCUAUGACCUGGGCACCAAGAUGAUUGAGUCCCUGACCAAAGAGAAAGUCCAGGCGGGGGACGUCAUCACCAUUGACAAAGCCACGGGCAAGAUCACCAAGUUGGGACGCUCCUUCACUCGAGCACGGGACUAUGAUGCCAUGGGUUCCCAGACCAAGUUUGUGCAGUGCCCAGAUGGGGAGCUGCAAAAGCGCAAGGAGGUGGUUCAUACAGUAUCGCUGCAUGAGAUUGAUGUCAUCAAUAGCCGCACCCAGGGAUUCCUGGCUCUCUUUUCAGGUGACACUGGUGAGAUCAAGUCAGAGGUGCGGGAACAAAUCAACGCCAAGGUGGCUGAGUGGCGUGAAGAGGGCAAAGCUGAGGUCAUCCCAGGGGUGCUCUUCAUCGAUGAGGUGCACAUGCUAGACAUCGAGUGUUUCUCCUUCCUCAACCGGGCGCUGGAGAGUGACAUGGCGCCUGUGCUCAUUAUGGCCACUAACCGCGGCAUUACCAGAAUCCGUGGCACCAACUAUCGGAGCCCCCAUGGCAUCCCCAUCGACCUGCUGGACCGGUUGCUCAUCAUCUCUACCUCGCCCUACAGUGACAAGGAGACCAAACAGAUCCUCAAGAUCCGGUGUGAGGAGGAGGACGUGGAAAUGAACGAGGAUGCCUACACGGUGCUGACUCGCAUUGGACUGGAGACCUCGCUGCGCUAUGCUAUCCAGCUCAUCACCGCUGCCAACCUUGUGUGCCGCAAGAGGAAGGGUACAGAGGUUCAGGUGGAGGACAUCAAGCGUGUCUACUCCCUCUUCUUGGAUGAGUCACGCUCCACCCAGUACAUGAAGGAGUAUCAGGAUGCCUUCCUCUUCAAUGAGCUCAAGGGGGAGAACAUGGACACCUCCUGAUGGACCCAGACCCCCUUCACUCCCCCUCAGCUCAGCCCUUGGCACCUGUUUUUCAAUGUUUAGGGUUUUUUGAUAAAAUAAAUUUUUUUUUUUUUGGA